AUGGCGACUUGGGGGGCCCCUGAGGGUGACGGGGCGGGGGUCAGGGGAAGACAGCUCCCGAGCAGAGGCCUCUGCACCCGUGAGGUCUCGUUCCGACCUGCGGCCCGGGGCUUGCCAGCUGAGCCCGUGCGAGCCACCUCUUUCUGUUCUCUCCUUUCUUGUCCUCUCUUGUAUUUCCUUGUAGAGGACCACCCCACGGGCGGCCACAACGCCCGGCUGGCGCAGGCUGCGGAGAAGGAUGGCCCCGAGGAGGAGGAGUACGACAACUACGACGAGCUGGUGGCCAAGUCACUGCUGAACCUCGGCAAGAUCGCCGAGGACGCGGCCUUCCGGGCCAGGACCGAGUCAGAGAUGAACAGCAACACGUCCCACAGCCUGGGGGCCGACAGCGACCGGAGCGAGCCCCUGGGCCGCAAGGCUGAGCUGAGCCUCGACCUGGACAGCGACGUGGUGCGGGAGACCGUGGACUCGCUGAAGCUGCUGGCACAGGGCCACGGCGUGGUGCUGUCGGAGGGCGCGGGCGAGCGCGGCUAUGCCGACCCCCUGGCCCAGCAGGAUGGCCGGGGCCUGGGCUACGUGGUGCUGGGCAAGCCGGGCAACAACGGGCUGGUGGAGAAGGCAGUGGAGGAGAGCGACGAGGAGGUCUGCCUGAGCAGCCUCGAGUGCCUGCGCAACCAGUGCUUCGACCUGGCCCGCAAGCUGAGCGAGAGCAGCCCGCAGGAGCGGGGGCCGCCGCAGGGCCCGGGGCUGCGCCCCCACGGCCGGCCCGAGGAUGAGGGCGCCGGCCGCACGCCCGACCGCAGCUACUCCGACAUGGUGAACCUGAUGAGGCUGGAGGAGCAGCUGAGCCCCCGGGCGCGGACGUUCCCCAGCUGCGCCAAGGAGGACGGCUUCCCGGACCGGGACGACGACACCGCCUCUGUGGCCUCGGACCGGUCCGAGGAAGUGUUCGACAUGACCAAGGGCAACCUGACGCUCCUGGAGAAGGCCAUCGCCCUGGAGACGGAGCGCGCCAAGGCCAUGCGGGAGAAGAUGGCGCUGGAGGCGGGCAGGCGCGACCCGGCGCGGGCCUACGAGGAGCCGUCCCCGCGCGCACUGCCCGGGGAGGACAGGAAGCCCAAGCCCGGCGACGGCCACGGCAAGAAGCCGUACUACGGCGCAGUUCUCGCCAUGCACGAAAACGUCCUCAAGUGUCCCACCCCCGGCUGCACAGGGCGCGGGCACGUCAACAGCAACAGGAACUCUCACCGCAGCCUGUCGGGGUGUCCCAUCGCCGCGGCUGAGAAACUGGCAAAGGCCCAGGAGAAGCACCAGAGCUGCGACCUGCCCAAGUCCCAGCAGGCCUCAGACCGCGUGCUCAGGCCGAUGUGCUUUGUGAAGCAGCUCGAGAUCCCGCACUACGGCUACAGAAACAGCGUGCCCACCGCCACGCCCCGCUCCAACCUGGCCAAGGAGCUGGAGAAAUACUCCAAGACCUCGUUCGAGUACGGCGGCUUCGAGAGCCACACGUACGGCAAGCGGGCCAUAGCCCCCAAGGUGCAGAGCAGGGACAUAGCCCCCAAAGGAUACGAUGGUAGGAGGUGCACACUCUUCUGCGUGCCACGCUCGUCUGCCGUGAAUGCUCGUGUCUUGUGUCGGGCCAGGUACCCCCUGAGCAGAGUUCGGACCCGUGACUCAGUUGGGGGCUUUGCCGGCCAGGUGGAUGAGAACGGGACCCUGGACCUGAGCAUGAACAAGCAGCGGCCGCGCGAGGGCUGCUGCCCUGUGCUGACGCCCCUGGAGCCCAUGUCGCCCCAGCAGCAGGCGGCCAUGAACAGCCGCUGCUUCCAGCUGAGCGAGGGGGACUGCUGGGACCUGCCCGUGGACUACACCAAGAUGAAGCCCCGGCGCGUGGACGAGGACGACGCCAAGGAGAUGGCCCCAGAAGACCUGGACCCUUUCCAGGAAGCUCUGGAAGAAAGACGGUACCCCGGGGAGGUGACCAUCCCGAGCCCCAAGCCCAAGUACCCGCAGUGCAAGGAGGGCAAGAAGGACCUGAUCACACCCCCAGCUCCAGCUGAGCAGCUGGGGUGGGAGACAGGGUCGGGGGGCGGGGCUCAGGGCACGCCUUCCUGCUGCGAGGUGCCACUGUGGGGGGCACUGAGGGGAGACACACAGUCGUCUAAGUCAGGCGGUGGCCCCUGCCGCUGGCCCGCAAGUGCAGACGCGCAGAGCAGCGCUGUGGGGGCCGCGGCUGACGAGCCUCUGUCCACAGGCAUCGAGAACGACGAGGAGAUCAAGCAGCUGGACGAGGAGAUCAAGGAGCUGAACGAGUCCAACUCCCAGAUGGAAGCGGACAUGAUCAAGCUCCGGACCCAGGUAGCGGCCGCCCCGCCCGCGCCCUCCCUCGCCGCCCUGUUCUCUGCGGGUCCUGCCGCACCAGCCUCAUCCUCUGUCCGAGCGCCGGUCCCGGGGCCCAGCCGGCGGCUCCGUCAUUCUUUCCUGAGAACCCGGGUCGAGGGCGCACCCCGCGGGAGACGCGCGCGGGCCGGCGAAGGGGAGUCAGCGGCCUCGCAGGUCUCCGCCCCCCGGGUUCUGAGCGCCGUGCGCGCCCCCUGCAGGUGGCAGGUGAGCGACGCGGUGUCCGCCCUCUGGGGCGCCCAGGCUGACCCCCAGGUUCACCCCGCGCUGCACCUGCUGCCCGCCCUCCUGAGUCGGCCGGGCGUCCUCGAAUUUGCCCAGGCGUCUGCUCCUCUGGCCACGGGGCCGCCGAGCUCCGCAGCACGCACGCGCCACAGCCAGACCCCAGAUCUGUUCCAGCGGACGCCCGAGCACGCCCGAGCACGCCCGAGCGUCCCUGACUGGCCGCGGGAGCCAAUCAAUGAACAAAAUUUUGAUGCGUACGUGACUACUUUGACGGACAUGUAUACAAAUCAAGAUCGUUAUCAGAGCCCAGAAAAUAAAGCUCUACUGGAAAAUAUAAAGCAGGCUGUGAGAGGAAUUCAGGAGGAUGGUGGAUGGUGGGGGCAAUAAAUGAGUGUUUUUGCAUUCCAAGGAAAUGGCAUAUGGACUAACUGUAAGAACUGAGAUAAGUGAUGUGUUGUAAGACAACAGCAAGCCACGGGAACUGGCGAACACGCCCGGCCGCUCGCACAGCACUGGACAGCCAGCGCGGGCAGCCCCGCCGAGGCCCCAGCGCCUGC
This is a messenger RNA of Condylura cristata (star-nosed mole), 3182 nucleotides long. RefSeq names its product myelin transcription factor 1-like (gene MYT1L). The record is from RefSeq and is a predicted model, not a curated record. NCBI's taxonomy places the organism in Eukaryota, Metazoa, Chordata, Mammalia, Eulipotyphla, Talpidae. Gene Ontology annotation, cellular component: nucleus. The transcript has 12 exons. Bases 1 to 3012 code for a protein of 1003 amino acids. Gene Ontology annotation, biological process: regulation of transcription by RNA polymerase II. Gene Ontology annotation, molecular function: DNA-binding transcription factor activity, RNA polymerase II-specific; zinc ion binding; RNA polymerase II cis-regulatory region sequence-specific DNA binding.